Rattus norvegicus (Norway rat) is the source of this 2556-nucleotide messenger RNA. The record is from RefSeq and is a predicted model, not a curated record. NCBI's taxonomy places the organism in Eukaryota, Metazoa, Chordata, Mammalia, Rodentia, Muridae.
GGCCGUGGGGGGGGUGGGCCGGCGAGCGGAGGGGGCCUGUCCCGGAGGUGGCGGCGGCGCCAUCUUGGCGAAGGGGGGAUCAGGAAGUGCGGACCGCGGCGGCGGCGGAGCCCGGAGCGGAGGCCGGAGGCUCCCGGCCCGCCGGCCCCGGAGCGGAGCGGAGCGGAGGAUGCAGCAGCCGCAGCCGCAGGGGCAGCAGCAGCCGGGGCCGGGGCAGCAACUGGGGGUCCAGGGGGCGGCGCCGGGGGCCGGGGGCGGCCCGGGAGGGGGCCCGGGGCCAGGGCCCUGCCUGAGGCGGGAGCUGAAGCUGCUCGAGUCCAUCUUCCACCGCGGCCACGAGCGCUUCCGCAUUGCCAGCGCCUGCCUGGACGAGCUGAGCUGCGAGUUCCUGCUGGCCGGAGCCGGAGGGGCCGGGGCCGGGGCUGCGCCCGGACCCCAUCUCCCCUCCCGGGGGUCGGUGCCGGGGGACCCCGUCCGCAUCCACUGCAACAUCACGGAAUCAUACCCUGCUGUGCCCCCCAUCUGGUCGGUGGAGUCUGAUGAUCCUAACUUGGCUGCUGUCUUGGAGAGGCUGGUGGACAUAAAGAAAGGGAAUACUUUGCUCUUGCAGCAUCUGAAGAGGAUCAUCUCUGACCUGUGUAAACUCUACAACCUCCCUCAGCAUCCUGAUGUGGAAAUGCUGGAUCAGCCCUUGCCAGCAGAGCAGUGCACGCAGGAAGAAGUAUCUUCAGAAGACGAAGACGAAGAGAUGCCCGAGGAUACAGAAGACCUAGAUCACUAUGAGAUGAAAGAGGAGGAGCCAGCGGAGGGCAAGAAGUCUGAAGAUGAUGGCAUCGGAAAAGAAAACCUGGCCAUCCUAGAGAAAAUUAAAAAGAACCAGAGGCAAGAUUACUUAAAUGGUGCAGUGUCUGGCUCGGUGCAGGCCACUGACCGGCUGAUGAAGGAGCUCAGGGAUAUAUACCGAUCACAGAGUUUCAAAGGCGGAAACUAUGCAGUCGAACUCGUGAAUGACAGUCUGUAUGACUGGAAUGUCAAACUCCUCAAAGUUGACCAGGACAGCGCUUUGCACAAUGAUCUUCAGAUCCUAAAGGAGAAGGAAGGAGCAGACUUCAUCCUACUCAACUUCUCCUUUAAAGAUAACUUCCCCUUUGACCCACCGUUCGUCAGGGUUGUGUCUCCAGUCCUCUCUGGAGGGUAUGUUCUGGGCGGAGGUGCCAUCUGCAUGGAGCUGCUCACCAAGCAGGGCUGGAGCAGCGCCUACUCCAUAGAGUCCGUGAUCAUGCAGAUCAGCGCCACGCUGGUGAAGGGGAAGGCACGGGUGCAGUUCGGAGCCAACAAAGUAAGGACCCUGGGACUGUGGGGAGCCAAGUAUAGUUUAGGCCCCAGCCUGCUUGGGCCCCUGCAAUGGAGGGAGGGCAUUGGCCCAGGGGCUUCCUCACAUGUUGGGGUGGUACAGGUCUGGAAAGGGAAAUCAUGUGUGGUAUCCUCAAGGCCUUCCCAGGCAGAGAUAGUUCUGGAAGCUGGGACUUGUGGCUGCCUGGAUGACAGCCUGCAGGUGAGGGACAGUAGGUUGCAGCUGGCCAUGGCCUGAUCUGGUUUUUCUCUCCCCAGUCUCAGUAUAGUCUGACAAGAGCACAGCAGUCCUACAAGUCCUUGGUGCAGAUCCACGAAAAAAACGGUGAGGCUGGGGCCCCCAGGCCCAGGUCCCACUCUAGUCAAGUCCAGGGACCUCUUUGGUUUCUGAGCUUACUGUCCACUUGUCCAUCAUCUGCCCAGUUCUUCAGAACUCUGUAGUAUUGUCACCCUUCUUCCCAGCAGUGGGGUUGAAGGUAGCCUGGGCCCUGCCCUCUGCUGUCACUCUGCAAAGCUCAUCCAGUUCCUGUCCUGAGUGGGCUCCCCAUUCUCCCUCCCUUAUAGUAACUCUGGGUAAGCAGCCUCAGCUCCCCUACUUGACAUCCUUCCUAGGAUCUGCUUUCCUGGAACAUGGAGUGUCCUCAGGGAUUGCAAUAGGUGAAGUUGGCCUGGGCCUGCCCCUCACUAUGCUGGUUUGUGGUUUUUCUUUGUUUUUGUGCAGGCUGGUACACACCCCCGAAGGAAGAUGGCUAACCCUGGAGUAUCAUCCCCUUCCUCCUCCCCAGGCACCACUGGACCAAUUACCUUUGAAUGCUGUAUUUGGAUCUCACGCUGCCUCUGGUUCCCCUCAUUUUUCCUGGACGUGAUAGCUCUGCCUAUUGCAGGACAAUGAUGGCUAUUCUAAACGCUAAGGAAAACCAACCACCCACAACACUGAACUGUCUCAAGUACUCAAGACUGACUACAGACCAACCACCUCGCUGGAACCCUUGCUAGCAGGCAUUCUUAUAAAGAAACUCUCAAGCCUCCUUAUAUUGCUGGAAACUCAGCUGUGCUCCAGACUAGAGCCUCCUUACCUAUGCUAUGGGUUUUAAUUUAUUUUCUCUUAUUUCAUGUACACUGCUCUUUUUGGUUACAGUGUAUGAUGGAUGUGUAUGAAAAAAAUGUAUCUUUGGGAAAACAAUUACAGUUUGUUAAUUUGAA